Messenger RNA from Neoarius graeffei (lesser salmon catfish), 831 nucleotides. Its product is annotated as GTPase IMAP family member 7-like. NCBI's taxonomy places the organism in Eukaryota, Metazoa, Chordata, Actinopteri, Siluriformes, Ariidae. The record is from RefSeq and is a predicted model, not a curated record. Bases 1 to 831 code for a protein of 276 amino acids. Gene Ontology annotation, molecular function: GTP binding. The transcript has a single exon.
AUGGUGUACAUGUCUUUAACAGUGCAGAGGGAGCAGGAGAAUACUGUUGAACUGAGGAUCGUGCUGGUGGGAAAGACUGGAGUGGGAAAGAGUGCCGUAGGAAACACUAUUCUGGGAACAGAGGCAUUCUCAUCCGUCUUGUCGAGCUCAUCUGUGAGCUCAGACUGUGAUAAAGUCAGAGGAAAAGUAAAUGGUAGAAAUGUUGCUGUAAUAGACACGCCAGGCCUUUUUGACACAGAACUAUCAAAUGAUGAAAUUGUAAAAAGAAUCAAGCAAUGCAUAUUCCUGUCUGCACCAGGCCCUCAUGUGUUUUUGGUGGUUCUCCAACUGGGAAGAAUCACAAAAGAAGAGAAAGACACAAUGGAGCUCAUCAAGGAAAUUUUUGGUAAAGGUUCUUUACUGUACAUCAUGCUGCUCUUCACACAUGGAGACAGACUGGCAAAGAGUAAGAAGACUAUUCAUGAAUUUGUUGGAGAAAGUCCUCAACUGAUGCAUUUUAUUGAGACAACUAGUGGACAAUAUCACGCAUUUGACAACUCAGACAAAGAUCCAAACCAGGUUAUUGUACUCUUUGAACAUAUAGAGCAGCUGAUUACAAGAAAUGGAGGAAGUCACUACACAAAUGAAAUACUUGAGAUGGCUGAAAGACAAAUUCAAGGGGAACAGUUAAAGAUUCAAAGAGAAACUAAGAUGGAUGCUGAGCAAGCAAGAGAGAAAGCAGAAAGAAGCAAUAACUAUAUGAAAACUGCUGCUGGAGUUGGGUUGGCUAUAGCAGUUGCGGGUCUAGCCGCCGCUGCUGUGGCAGUCCGUGAACUUUGCACAAUACAGUAA